UCCACGCACCCUGUUUCCCACGUUGUAACGCGGCGGUGGUUGGCUGGCUAGGCAGACAACAUGGCGGCGUCCUUGCUGGGCUCGCUGCUGCGGACCUUCCGGCAGGCAGUUCCUCUGUCAUCGUCAGGUCAAGCUCGAGGUUACUAUGUAGACUGGAGAAUGUUGCGUGAUGUGAAGAGACGAAAAAUGGCUUAUGAAUAUGCAGAUGAGCGGCUUCGAAUCAAUUCGCUCAGAAAGAAUACCAUUUUGCCAAAAGACCUUCAGGAAAUGGCUGGUGAUGAAAUUGCUGCCCUUCCACGGGAUAGCUGUCCUGUUAGAAUCAGAAAUCGGUGUGUCAUGACAUCUCGCCCCCGCGGUGUUAAGCGUCGCUGGAGACUUAGUCGCAUUGUCUUCCGACACUUAGCUGACCAUGGGCUACUUUCUGGAGUCCAGCGAGCAAUAUGGUGACAGUUUCCAAACCUGCCCAGCUGCCAGGGAAGCCAGUCCUGGCAAAAGACUUAAAACUAAACCCUAGGGUUCAUAGGGGUUUAGCAUGUUUAGCCUACUUGACCCUGAGUGAAACUACCCUUUAGAUUUAAAUAAAUAAAAGUGGUUAUUUGUCAUUGAAUUGUCUUUUAACUUUAAAGCAUAUAUUACUCCCAUACAUGGUGUAAGAGUGGAAUUAAAAAUAUUUUCUGUGAAA
Molecule: messenger RNA, 682 nt
Organism: Rattus rattus (black rat)
Lineage: Eukaryota; Metazoa; Chordata; Mammalia; Rodentia; Muridae
Gene: Mrps14
Product: mitochondrial ribosomal protein S14
Exons: 3
Coding region: 61-447 (128 amino acids)
Biological process (GO): translation
Cellular component (GO): mitochondrial small ribosomal subunit; ribosome
Molecular function (GO): structural constituent of ribosome
Source: RefSeq, a predicted model, not a curated record